AUGCACUCUCAAGUGACCAAGACCGCAAGUGCAGAUCUGAAGCCAAAGCCUGAACUCGCAUCAGAUGCUGCAGGAGCUGCACUGACAGGAAACACAGUGACUUUGACCUGUCGCAUGGAUCUGUCCACUGUGAGUCCUACAGCUGUGGUGACGGUACGGCCUGAUGAACGAGUGUUCAGAGGAGAAGCAGUCACUUUCAGAUGUGAUAUAAAGUGGGGAGUAGACACUGAGUGGACGUACAGAUGGGAAACAGAGGGAACAAACUACCAACAUAAAAACUCUGUCAGCCGAAUCUCAACACAAGAGUUGAACAUCAGGAGUGUUGAUCACUUUCACAGCAGUAAAUACACCUGCACAGGACAGAUGGGAACACAAAGCUCUAAGCGCAGUGAUGCUGUUACACUGACUGUAUUAGCUGAAGCUCAGGCAGCAGUGCGAGUGUCUCCACAGCCGUGGCUGACUGAAGGAGACUCAGUGACUCUGAUCUGUGAGGUUACAGGCUCCUCUACAGGCUGGACGUUCAGCUGGUUCAGAGAUGAUGAUCGUCUGUCCGACAGCAGCAGAGGAGCUGGAGGCUCUUACACUCUCAGUCCUGCUGCUCUACAGCACACAGGAGUUUAUACGUGCAGAGCAGAGAGAGGACGACCAGCCUAUUACACAAAGUACAGUAACAAGCAGCCACUGUGGACCACUGGUUUUUCUCCUUCAGUGUCUCUGGUGGUCAGUCCCAGCAGAAGUCAACACUUCUCAUCUGACUCUCUCUCUCUGAGCUGUGAGGAUCAGAGUAACUCUGCUGGAUGGUCAGUGAGAAAAUACACAGACAGAAACACAGACGAUUGUUCAAAACUAACAGGAUCUACAUGUCGAAUCGCCUCUCUCAGCACAUCUGACGCUGGAGUUUACUGGUGUCAGUCUGAAUCUGGAGAGAAACGUCAUCCUCUCAACAUCACAGUUCACGAUGGUGAUGUGAUUCUGCUGAGUUCUGUUGAUCCUGUGAUUGAGGGAGAUACUCUGACUCUACACUGUUUACAUCGAUCUACAAACUCCUCGAUCCUCAGAGCUGAUUUCUAUAAAAACGAAUCACUCGUCCAGAAUCAGACGACAGGAAAGAUGAACAUCACGACUGUCUCAAAGUCACAUGAGGGUCUGUACUUCUGUAAAACAGAGAGAGGACAGUCACUGCACAGCUGG
Sinocyclocheilus rhinocerous is the source of this 1191-nucleotide messenger RNA. RefSeq names its product B-cell receptor CD22-like. Gene Ontology annotation, molecular function: transmembrane signaling receptor activity. Gene Ontology annotation, cellular component: external side of plasma membrane. The transcript has 6 exons. The record is from RefSeq and is a predicted model, not a curated record. NCBI's taxonomy places the organism in Eukaryota, Metazoa, Chordata, Actinopteri, Cypriniformes, Cyprinidae. The annotation marks the transcript as partial. Gene Ontology annotation, biological process: immune response; cell surface receptor signaling pathway.